Molecule: messenger RNA, 2961 nt
Organism: Hermetia illucens (black soldier fly)
Lineage: Eukaryota; Metazoa; Arthropoda; Insecta; Diptera; Stratiomyidae
Product: nuclear factor NF-kappa-B p110 subunit-like
Exons: 15
Coding region: 445-2685 (746 amino acids)
Biological process (GO): response to cytokine; innate immune response; canonical NF-kappaB signal transduction
Cellular component (GO): cytoplasm
Molecular function (GO): DNA binding; protein binding; DNA-binding transcription factor activity
Source: RefSeq, a predicted model, not a curated record
CUGAAAGCGAUCUCGGAAGAUGGCCGGUGUUGGAAGCGUUUGGUGAUUGCUCAGGAAGUGCAUUCUAAAUUUAAGGAAAGUAGCCCCUGCCAAGUAAACGCUCAACAGUCGGAGGGAGAGAUAUUCACCGCGCUGGUCAUCAUGUACUCUGCGUGCGCAGCUAAUGUGUGGUGAAUGAGAGUGCGCUAGUAAUUGUGGUGGUAGGCAAUUUUCAAGUCUCAUGAUGAGGUAGAUUGGGAUAGCCCAGAGAGACUCCUUUUGAUCCAGAUCACGCCACAAAUAACAAGGUCAGUAAGUAUAUUUUACGGCAAAGAAGCUUUUGAGGUAUUAGUGCGGGGGAUUCCCCUGACGUUACGUGACAUCGACAUUUGGUGGUGGGCUUGUUUGACUUCUUACAGAUAGAUCCAGCGAUUAUUCCAGGAGAGCUUCACGCACUCCAUCAAUAUGGACAGUUACCAAGAUAGUGCAUUCGAUCUGAAUGCAUCCAAAGUCAUCGAAAAUGGGGUGGAAUUGGCCAUCAUAAAAGAGCCUGUCGACAAACUUAAAUUCCGAUAUAAAUAUGAAAAGCAUGGCUCUCUCAUAGAAUGCCAAACGGAGGGGUCAGCGAAAACCUAUCCAACAGUUGAGCUACGUGGGUAUAAUGGACAAGGUUUCAUCCGAUACAGUUUAUUUCAAGUAUCUUCCGAUUCGCCACAUUGUCAUUAUCUAGUCAGAGAAAAAGAGAACAACCUCGAUUAUGGUCCGCACAUAUCACAGGUCUCACAGGAAAAAGGAUAUAGAGCAACCUUGCAGGAUAUGAGUAUUAUGCAUACACCAAAAAAAUAUGCGGCCAACGAACUUCACUCUAAAAUGAAAAAGGACAAGUUGAUGGAAAGUGGAGGACACUUAUCAGCUAGUGAUGAACAACAGAUAAAAGUAAAUGCCGAGGGUAUGGCCAAAAAUAUAAAUGUUAAUCAAGUGCGCUUAGGGUUCGAAGCAUUUGCAGCGAAUAGCGAUGGUACAUUAACUAGACUAUGCGAAACAGUCUUCUCUCGACCUAUUAACAACAUGAAAAGUGUCUUAACUGGAAAAUUAAAAAUUACACGUUUAAGUGCAAUAGUUAGCAGCGCAGCAGGCGGUGACGAUUUAUAUUUGUUUGUUGAAAAAAUCAAGGAAAAGAAUAUAAAAGUUCGUUUCUUCGAAAUUGACGAUAAUAACGAAGAAGUUUGGGAGGGAUGGGGAGUAUUUUCGGAAGCUGAUGUGCACCAUCAACAUGCUAUUGUACUUAAAACGCCACCGUACAAGGAUAAAUACUUAGAUCAAGAUAAACAGGUCUUUAUCCAAUUAGUUCGUCCCAGUGACAAUGAUCGCAGUGAACCGUUGUCAUUCAAAUACAAGGCAACUUCCCGAAAACGUGCCCGACUGAGUUCCUCAACGUAUAACUCAUCACCCAAGACGAUGGUUGCUAAUUUCAAUCAUCCACAGACAAUUAGUACUGAAUACAACACACAGGGAAUUCUGGAUGAAUUUCUUAAUCAAGUGCGAACCGACUAUGACUCAGGAGAAUUGGCGGCAUUCAAUGAUGAGAUCCUAAUGGAUGAUUUCCUAGACAUAGAUGGAACUGCUUCUAAGCCAGUGCUAAGUGUAAAACCUGUACAACAGAGACCAUCAGUGAUUUCCAGUCGUGCAUCGGUCCGUGCACAAAGGAAAUUGGCACCUUCUCCUUAUAUUUGUCAGAUAUUUAAAAUUUGCCGUGAGUUUGGUGAAAAGAAUGUGGAAUUGGCUAAACAAAAGAUUUUGGAUAUUUUUGACGAAGCCAAUAAUAAUGAAUGCGACGUGAUCCAGACGGCGAUCAGGACUGAUGAUCGGGAAAUCAUGAACAAAUUGUUCAAAUUGAUUGAUAAAUUUCAAUUGAAUGAAGUGUUACAGUACCAGAAUGAACGCAAGGAGACCUGCCUACAUACUGUUUGCUUGUUUGACAAACCAGAGUAUAUCAGGCCAUUGAUUAAUUUGGGUGCAAAUCCAAACCUUCCAGAUAAUAAAGGAAAUACUCCACUUCAUAUUGCCAUCGAGGAAAACCUAACAAUGUGCUUCAAUCGCAUUGUUGAUCCACAAAAUUACACACAAGGAAGAGUAGGCUUAACCAUCGACUGCGCGAACGAUGACGGUGUCACACCUCUGCAUUUGGCUGUGAUGAAAAACAAUCAACAAAUGGUAGAACUUCUUCUGAAAGUGGGCAAGGCAUCAACAAAAUUAUGUGUAUCGAAAAGUGGAAAUAAUGCUUUGCAUUUAGCAAUUGAGGGAAACUGUGUGCCGAUUGUUCGGUAUUUACUGGAAAACACAUCUAUAAACAUAAAUGAACCGAAUUGGGCUGGAUUUACACCACUAGGAUUAACUAAUUCAAUGGAUAACACUUCAGAUGAAAUAGUUUGUUUGCUUUUGAAAUGGGGCGCCAAUGAGGACGAUGCGAGAAUUUCAUCCAGUCAGCAGAUAGAAUAUGACGUCCGUUCGAGAGGGGUCCAUAAAAUGCAACCAGGGAAGAAUACAUCAGGUGAUAAGGAUAACGAGAAGCCGUUGGAAAUUGACAAAAAAUCACAAAUUAAUCGGUCUGCUUCGUCACGGUCAUUUUCAGUUUUCUUGACGAUCUUCACUCUAUAUAGUGCAAUAAGGAAUAUAUUUUGGAAAUUUCCAAAUAAGGAUGGAUAAUUUGAAGAAAAGUUGGCAAACCAAACUGAAGGAUGUGAUAAAUGCGUUGCAUGCAAAGAUUAAACAUUGGACUUCGUUGAAUUUUUGUAUAUCAUUAUUAAGUUUAUAUAAAAACUAUAUAUAUUUUUACCUUCUAUCUUUUAUAUCUAUAUUUUGGAGAUUCACAUGAUAGUGAAAUUAGAUGUUGCAAUACUAAUAUAAUAACAUGUUACAAUACUAAUAUAUAUAUCAUACUAUCUGAUCCACAUAAAUAAACGCGAAACCUAACUAUUGCAA